CGCGAGCAAGCGAGCGGCCGCUCCUUCCUUCGUUCCUCCCUUCCCUCCCUCACUCUCGCGUUUUCCUCACGGCGAGGGGUGCGCGGACGGGGCGCCCCACCGUCCCAGGAAGGCCCUUCCAAGGGAGGAGGAGGAGGAGAGGGGAGCCUCCCCCGCCGGCCUAGCUCCCGCCCGCCUUUCUUUGUCUCUCAGCCAAAGGGGAAGACCUCCUUUUUUUUAUUUCCCCUCCUUCUCCUCUUUCUUCCCCCUUCUGCAGCUCUUCAUCCAUCCAUACCUCCUUCCCGUUGGGUUAAUUGCCACUUUGCUGCUGCACAGUUACUCGCUGACAUCCCAACCCGCCCCCCUCCACCCCAAUACAUACACUUUUCUUCCUCAGGUGCCUUUCACUUCUCUCUCUCUCACGCCCACCAUUUGAGAAUAUUUCUUAUUUGCUUACUUAUGCAUUAUUGAUGGAUCGAUUUAGGUUUCUAUGCUGCCCUUCGCGUAAGGAUCGCAGGGCGGUUUGUGAUACAGAAACAUGAAAACGCGCAAGAAGCAAAAACUAUAGCCGCGUACACACACGCACCACAGUUUAAAUGGCCAUAGGUUGUAUAAUUAGCCAAUGGCCCCGAGGAAAGAGGAACAUGUUUGCCCGGCGCCUAAAGGUAGGUAACGAAGGGUGCCAGGCGAGCCUCCCUGGAGACAGCAUUUCACAAGCAGGGAGCCACUAAAGAAAAGGCCCGUUCCUGUGUUAUGGCCUUACGGACAUCAAUUGCAGGGUCCAGGUUGAUUCAUAAGGGGAGAGGCAGUUCUUCCUCCUCCUACCUCUCUCCUUGUUACAGUGUGGCACUCUUUCCCUCACCCAGUGGUAUUUUUCUAGGAAAAGAGGUGCUGGACUUAACCACAAACACCUCCCUCGUUCUCUUAGAAUGCCAAUGGCACUCCCUGAGAGGUGGCAGAACUGAGUUCCGAUGAGUUCCAGCUGAAAAAAAGUCAUGCCUCCCACUUCAUUCUUUAAAAAAAACAAACCCAUUCUUGUAUAGGAAUUAGGUUGCCUCACAUUUAAAAUAAAGAAAUGCCACCUCCCGUUCUCCUUGGGUCAGGCAUGUCAAACCUGCGGCCCUCCAGAUGUUUUGGACUACAAUUCCCAUCUUCCCCAACCACUGGUCCUGCUAGCUAGGGAUCAUGGGAGUUGUAGGCCAAAACAUCUGGAGGGCCGCAGGUUUGACAUGCCUGCCUUGGGUGAUAUUAUGGUUGUAGAUGAAAACCUAGGGUUACCUAAUUUGUUCCCUCUGAACCUUGCUGGACUUCCAGCUCCCACCAAGACAACCAGUGACUGGGGUGGUUGGAAUUGUAGUCCUACAACAUCUGAACAAACCGCGGUGGCCAUCCUUGACCUAGGCCAAGCAAAGGCAAACUCAGCCCUCCAGAUGUUUUGGGACCACAACUCCCAUCAUCCCUAGGUAACAGGACCAGUUGUCAGGGAUGAUGGGAGUUGGUCCCAAACCAUCUGGCAGGCUGAGUUUGCCUAUGCCUGACCUGGGCUGAUAUGUAUGUUUUUCCAUUCUGUUGAGGCUUAUUUAAACUUCUCCUUUUUCUGUCUCCAAAAAAAAAAAUCUGGACUUGAAAGGUUUGGCUCUGCACUUCAGGAGUGUCCAUCAGAAUCAGCCAUUCAACAGGAGCAAGCACAUUUGACUUCCUCUCUAAACAUUGUGUAUCAAUUUUGCCUAGGCUCCAUCCUGUGCACACUUUAUGGGGAAAUAAAGUUCAAUAAAUUGAACUCAAAGAACCUCGUCUGAUUAAACAUGGCACAAGAUAAGGUUGCACAUCUGCUAAGCAGUAAGGCUUGCCACAUUUCACUUAGAAGGACUAAACAGAGCUGGAAAGUCUUGCGAAUUGUUACCUAGAUCUCAGGGCAAAGGCUGCCAGAGGUGGAAGAGGUGGAUUGGUUCCUGGUCAUGCCCGGUGGAAGGAGGGGACCCAGUCGGCAGCAGCUAAGCCGUUCAGCUUUGCCUUCUCUCCAGACCUUGGUUGGUGGGAACUGUGGCAACGGCACUAGUCUAAGAAACAGGAAUGGUAGUGCUAUCAGCCUCUCUGCUCCUCCAAUUACAGCCUUGAUCACCCCUGAGCCUGUGCGACACUGCCGAAUCCCUGAGCUGCCUGUAGACGGGAACCUUCUGUUUGAGUUCUUCUUUUUCAUCUACCUGCUGGUGGCCCUCUUUAUUCAGUAUAUUAAUAUCUAUAAGACCGUGUGGUGGUACCCAUACAACCACCCUGCCUCCUGUACGUCACUGAACUUUCACCUCAUUGAUUACCAUCUGGCAGCAUUUAUCACAGUGAUGCUGGCGCGGAGGCUGGUAUGGGCCCUCAUCUCUGAGGCCUCUCAGGUGGGAACUACGUCAGUGAUUCACUACACGGCACUGAUUUUGGCACGCCUGGUGCUGCUCACCUUGUGUGGAUGGGUGCUCUGCUGGACUCUAGUUAACCUCUUCCGUAGCCAUUCUGUUCUGAAUCUCCUCUUUCUUGGCUACCCGUUUGGUGUCUAUGUCCCACUGUGCUGCUUCCACCAAGACAGCAGAACACAGCCUCUUCCCACAGACUGUGGCUAUUUGGUGCAGGAUCAGCUGGUAGAUUCUGGUGCCACGGGGGUUGGCAGCCUCGUCAAGCCCAAAGACUUCCUCUCUCUCCUGAGAGAGUCCCUGAAAGAACAGUUCAACAACCCAGUGCCCAUCCCCACGCACAGCUGCCCCUUGUCUCCAGACCUCAUUCGCAAUGAGGUGGAAUGCCUGAAAGCAGACUUCAACCGCAGAAUCAAGGAGGUUCUGUUCAACUCCCUCUUCAGUGCCUAUUACGUGGCAUUCCUGCCACUGUGCUUUGUGAAGAGCACACAGUACUAUGACAUGCGCUGGUCCUGUGAACACCUCAUCAUGGUGUGGAUCAACGCCUUUGUCAUGCUCACCACCCAACUGCUUCCCCCCAAGUAUUGUGACUUGCUACACAGAUCAGCUGCCCACCUGGGCAAGUGGCAGAAGCUGGAACAUGGUUCAUACAGUAAUGCCCCCCAGCACAUCUGGUCUGAAAGCACAAUAUGGCCACAGGGGGUGCUAGUGCGACAUAGUCGGUGCCUAUACAAAGCAGUCGGGCCUUAUAACGUAGCAGUGCCUUCAGAUGUGUCCCACGCGCGCUUUUAUUUCCUCUUUCACCGUCCAUUACGGCUUCUCAACCUGCUGAUUCUCAUUGAAGGCAGCGUGGUCUGCUAUCAGCUCUACUCCCUGUUGCGGUCAGAGAAGUGGAACCAUACCCUUUCCAUGGCCCUGAUCCUCUUCUGCAAUUACUAUGUCUUAUUUAAACUUCUGCGGGACCGUAUAGUGUUGGGCAGGGCAUACUCAUAUCCUCUGAACAGCUACGGAUUAAAAGCCCAUUAAUCACCUUGAAGAAGGGAAGGAUAUUUUCAUACAGUUCUAUUUUUUCCUUGCAACUGUUUAUAAAUAUUUAAAAAAAUAUUUUAUAUUUUGUAUACUGCUGGUUUUUUUGUGUGGGUUAAGGAAGGGCCAAGUGGCAAUUAAAUGUCGCUAUAUAAACAAGGUGUUAUUUUAUAUAAAGCAAUCAUUGUGUAUAUACUGUAUUAUCAACAUACAUCUAUGAAGCAAGAGCUUUGUAUGUGUGGUCACUCCAUCUACUUUGCAUGCACAGGCUUAGUGUCCCUGCCCCCCCCCUUUCCCUCUUACCACUUCUGUUCUUGCAGCUCAGCUGAAGCAUGCAGCUUGUGGUUUUGCCUACCCAAAAACCCGACUCUGAGAAUGAGACCGCUAGAAGCCUAGACUUGUGGACUACCUCAAAACAGCAGAAUGAAAAGUAUUCCGCAUCUUCUUGCGAGGAAGGCAAGGUGGAUUUUUUUGUACUCUGCACCUGCCCUAAUCUGAAACCACAUGUGCACUUCAUGGGAUCUAUGAAGUGAGAAAGCAGCAGAGGUAGAGAGGGUUCAAUACCAGGUGAAUAGAAGGGGAAAGAACUGCAGCAACCCCACCCCCCACCCCUGCCACACGAUUGCUUUUUACAGCUACUUCCAAAGCUUGCCUAUACAGUAUAUAGUUUAAAUGCAAGCAGUAAGGUAUAUAUAUCCAAUAUAAGCAGCAGGGUUCAAUGCACUAAGGUGUAGACACACAUUCAACCCACUGUAGAACGCCUGGGAGUUAAAAGGGUUGGUGGCUAAGGCCCUUGCAGGCUAGCCCUCACCCUAACAGAACUGACAAGUCCAGGUUGUUCCUUCACCCAUGGAAAUGAGUGAAUGAAUGACAACUACAUGUGAGAAACUAAAGAUCAGGAUGGGAGUGGGUACUAAGCUUGGCCCUUUCCCUUGGUACUGCUAGUCCCAGCCUGCACCAAUUUCAUUUGAACCGCACUGAACCUAAUAGGACCAGGUUUGAUUUCAGGUGUUUAAUUUGAAAUGUAAAAUUUGAAAUUUUAAUAAAAAUUAUUAAUGAAAAGAAAGAAGGAAGGAAACAACCAACAAGGAAUGCACCCCUGCAUUUUGGGGGUGUGACACUUGAGUCACGUUACAGUGGUGCUGUCUUUAGCUCAAAACUACUGCGCAACCGAAGAGGCAGGUAAAAAAUUGUUUUUAAAAUAUACGUUGAUUUCUACCAGAGCGGAACCAGGAAGUUUUGACGUGAUCAGAAAAUGGCAUCUCUAUGCUGCACGGGUGGCGCUGUGGGUUAAACCACUGAGCCUAGGGCUUGCCGAUCAGGUGGUCAGCGGUUCGAAUCCCUGCGACGGGGUGAGCUCCCGUUGCUCGGUCUCAGCUCCUGCCCACCUAGCAGUUCGAAAGCACGUCAAAGUGCAAGUAGAUAAAUAGGGACCGCUCCGGCAGGAAGGUAAACGGCAUUUCCGUGUGCUGUUCUGGUUCGCCAGAAGCGGCUUAGUCAUGCCGGCCACAUGACCUGGAAGCUGU
Zootoca vivipara (common lizard) is the source of this 4930-nucleotide messenger RNA. The record is from RefSeq and is a predicted model, not a curated record. NCBI's taxonomy places the organism in Eukaryota, Metazoa, Chordata, Lepidosauria, Squamata, Lacertidae.